AUGAACAUAAAUUACAAAUAAUGCAAGCUGAAGUGUUGCAAACACAACAACAACUGUUCUUGACGCCACUGCCAAUCACAGUGCAACAAAAAAUACCAGUGCAACUUUGGAGAAUCAAUCAAAAAGUAUUUAAAAGCGAUGCAAACAAGCAACAGCAACAACAACAACAACAACAUAAACAACAACAAGAACAAACACAACACUUUGCAACUAUACGCCGUGUGCCAUCACCGCACUACUACAGCGGCCGAUGCCAGUGAAAAUAUCUAUUGUUAUAAAGUAGUAAGUAAUAUACAUAUGUAUGUAAGUGCGAAUAUGUAAAAGAAAAAUUACAAAAAACAAAAAUAUUUGUUAGGUUGAACUCUUUAGUGUAUAAAUACUAUAUAUAUGUAGUUAUGACUGUAUUUAUAUGUACAAUGUGACAAAAAUACUAUACGCAAGUUGCAAAUGUAACAAAAGGAUACUCGAAUAAGUAGUAGAUUAGCUAAAGUACUAAUUAUUACAUUGAAGAAAAGGAUUACUGGGUAUAUAAGAUGUAGAAAAAA
Molecule: messenger RNA, 545 nt
Organism: Rhagoletis zephyria (snowberry fruit fly)
Lineage: Eukaryota; Metazoa; Arthropoda; Insecta; Diptera; Tephritidae
Product: splicing factor 3B subunit 4-like
Source: RefSeq, a predicted model, not a curated record